Messenger RNA from Eucalyptus grandis, 1902 nucleotides. RefSeq lists its product as uncharacterized. The transcript has 4 exons. Bases 1 to 1902 code for a protein of 633 amino acids. NCBI's taxonomy places the organism in Eukaryota, Viridiplantae, Streptophyta, Magnoliopsida, Myrtales, Myrtaceae. The record is from RefSeq and is a predicted model, not a curated record.
AUGUGGAUCAAAGCGGUUUCUAUCUACCCCUAUUUCGAUGAUGAAAUUAAAGAUACUUUGUUUUCUCUUGCUACCGGAAAAGCUCCCUGGGCCGAUGGUUUCAAUGUUGAAUUCUUCAAACACUCUUGGGAUGUUGUUGGUGCUUCGGUUAUCUUGGCGGUUAGAGAUUUCUUCGUAAAUGUGAGUCAGUUGAAGCAAAUUAAUACAACCAUUAUUGCCCUUGUGCCCAAAAUCCCCAAUGCCUCCACUGUCCAUGACUUCAGGCCUAUUGCGUGCUGUAACACUAUUUAUAAGUGUAUCACUAAGCUGAUUGCUAAUCGUUUAUCUUGUGUGCUGCCAUCCAUCAUUAGUUUGCCUCAAAAUGCAUUCGUAAAGGGUAGGCAUAUCGGUGAUAACAUUUUGGUUGCUCAAGAAUUGUUCAGUGGGUUUCACCAUGAUCCGUAUCGGCCCAAAUGCGUAAUCAAGGUUGAUUUUAGGAAAGCAUAUGAUACAGUUAAUCGGGAAUUCAUUGAAGUUUGCCUUCAAGCUUUUGGCUUCCCUCAGCACUUUAUUGACCGAAUUAUGAGCUGUGUUCGUUCUCCAAAAUUCUCGGUAUCCUUAAAUGGAGAGCUGCAUGGAUUUUUUGCAAGUGGCAGAGGUAUCCGCCAAGGUGACCCUAUGUCUCCAUACAUAUUCACUCUUGUGAUGGAAGUAUUUUCUGGUUUAUUGGACAUUCAAACAAAAAGGCUGGAAUUGAUUCAUUCUCCAGCCGGAGCGGAUUGGAGCCGAAUCAAUAAAAGUGAAGUGUUCAUAGCCGGUGGUUCGUCCGAUCUUCGAAGUGGGAUCUUGAACAAACUUGGCUUCCAGGUUGGUUCUCUCCCUUUCCGAUACCUUGGAGUACCAGUUAUAUCCGCAAGGCUAGAUAGAAUUGAGAAAAUCCUCCGCCAAUUCCUUUGGAAGGGGCUGAUGUUGGGUCCAAGCGGGGCCAAAGUAGCCUGGUGCGAUGUUUGCCUCCCUAGAGAGGAGGGAGGGCUUGUUCUUGGGCUUGGAAAAAGCUCCUCCGCCUUCGUAGUAUUUAUCAAAAGCAUUUUAGAUGGAGGAUUGGCAAUGGCAGUCUCCGUGUCAUUUUGGUUUGAUCAGUGGCAUCUUAAUGGCCCUCUCAACCGCCUAUUCUCUAACCAGGAGAUCUACCGUUCUGGCAUCCCUAGAGAUGCCUCUGUUGCUGAUGCUCUCUCCACGCCUUUAGGCUGGUAUGUCAUUAAUAUUAUGGCCAAUUGGUGGGAUCCCAUCCCUGAAUUUAACCAGCAAGCGGAUCGUUUUCAGUGGAUUCGACACCCCUUGGGCCGUUUCUCAACAGCUUCUGCCUGGGAAUUAUUGAGGCCGAAAGGUGAUGCUGUGCCCUGGUCCUCGUUUGUGUGGAGCUCCUCCAUACCGCCGAGGUACCAAACCCAUCUCUGGCUUAUUACUCGUAAUAGACUGCCAACACAGGUCCGGCUCCUCUCCUACGCCAGGAUUCCAGCAGCUCUCUGUCCCUUUUGCUCCCGUAGGCCUGAUUUGGUGAACCACCUCUUCUUCGCGUGCCAAACUCCGGGUAAUCUCGCAUCCUUCUGGGCUGCUAAGUUUAAUAUUUUGUGGCGUAACAAAUCCUGGCGAGAGAACCUGGUUUGGGCGAUGAAGCACUUCUCGGAUAAAAGCUUUUAUAACUCUUUGGCUAGGUUUAGCUUUGGAGCCAUUUGCUAUAUCAUUUGGAAGGAGCGCAACAAUAUUAUUUUCAGAAACCAGACUUUAUUCCUCCCGGCGAUGAAGAUGCAUCUCCGUAAGGCAAUCAAGGAUAAGGCGUCGACCUUUAAGCAUGUGAUAGAUACCCCGAAGAACAGAAGACUGCAACAGAGCUGGGACUUGAGUCCUUCUAUCUUUCUUUGA